This is a messenger RNA of Cololabis saira (Pacific saury), 2847 nucleotides long. RefSeq names its product glutaminase kidney isoform, mitochondrial-like. The record is from RefSeq and is a predicted model, not a curated record. The coding region runs from base 100 to 1923 and encodes 607 amino acids. Gene Ontology annotation, molecular function: glutaminase activity; protein binding. Gene Ontology annotation, biological process: L-glutamine catabolic process. The transcript is spliced from 18 exons. Lineage: Eukaryota; Metazoa; Chordata; Actinopteri; Beloniformes; Belonidae.
UGGGCACAGAGUACAGGACACAUCACUCUCUGACAUCAACGACUGAACAGGGGGGAAACAAGUCCUUGCAAUUAGUGAAAUUAAGCCCUUCUCACCACAAUGCACUGCUUGAAGGGUCUGAGGACAACCAACCCGGGAGUGUUGCAGCUGUUUAAACAUGCAGUUGUCUCCGCCAGAGUUGGGGCUGACAUGUCCAGGAGUCAGCAGCAAGCUGGUCCUGUCUGCAGGGGGUCAGCAUCACCCCACUCCCACAGAGCCCUGCAUCAGCACCUGGGUCCUCCUGGUGGGGAACAAAAGUCCAAGUCCAACAGUUCGCCGAAGUCCAGUGUGGUCGACUUACUUUUUUACACCAUCACUGAUGGCAAGGAAACAAUCCCCCUCUCCCAGUUCAUCACUGCAUUAAAGAAAACAGGGUUGUUACUAUCUGACCCUCGGCUGCAGGACUGCGUCCGUCAACUGCGACAAUCCACGCUUGACUCUGUUGGAACCGUCAUGAUGGACAGGAAGCUCUUUAGAAGGUGUGUGGGCAACAACAUCGUCUUGUUGACAAAGGCUUUCAAAAAACACUUCAUCAUCCCCGGCUUUGAAGACUUCACCCACCUGAUCAAGAAGAUCUAUGCCAGCGCACAUUCACAAGAGGGAGGACACGUAGCUGAUUACAUUCCUCAACUGGCCAAGUUUAGCCCUGAUCUCUGGGGUGUAUCUUUGUGCACAAUCGAUGGCCAGAGAUUCUCAGUGGGCGACACCAAGAUCCCCUUCUGCCUGCAGUCGUGUGUGAAGCCUCUGGAGUACGCCAUCGCCGUGCACGAGCUCGGCAGCGACCAUGUUCAUCACCUUGUGGGCAAAGAGCCCAGUGGGUUCAAGUUCAAUAAACUGCAACUCAGUGAUGAAGAUAAACCCCACAACCCCAUGGUGAACGCCGGAGCUAUCGUCAUCAGUUCUUUAAUCAAGCCAAAUUCAAAUAAAGCUGAGAGGUUUGACUCUGUGAUGGAGUACUUAAAAAGAAUGUCUGGUUCAGAGUAUGUGGGAUUCAGCAAUGCAACGUUCCAGUCAGAAAGGGAGACAGGUGAUAGAAAUUACGCAAUUGGUUAUUAUCUAAAAGAGAAAAAGUGCUUUCCUGACAAUGCAGAUAUGAUUGCAGCCCUUGACUUCUACUUUCAGCUGUGCUCCAUAGAGGUGACCUGUGAGUCAGGAAGCGUCAUGGCUGCCACACUGGCCAAUGGGGGCAUUUGUCCAAUCACGGGCGACCGCGUGCUGAGUGCUGAGGCCGUUCGCAACACCCUGAGUCUCAUGCAUUCCUGUGGCAUGUAUGACUUUUCUGGACAGUUUGCCUUCCAUGUGGGGCUUCCAGCCAAAUCUGGAGUUUCAGGUGCCGUACUGCUGGUGGUUCCCAACGUCAUGGGCAUGAUGUGCUGGUCCCCACCACUAGACAGACUUGGAAACAGUGUGCGUGGCAUUCACUUCUGUCAGGAGCUUGUGUCAAACUUCAACUUCCACAACUACGACAACCUGAGGCACUUCACUAAGAAACAUGAUCCCAGGAGUCGAACAGAAGACGACCCGAACAAGUCAGUGGUAAACCUCUUGUUUGCUGCAUACAGCGGUGACAUCACUGCUCUGAGGAGGUUUGCCCUUUCAGCGGUGAACAUGGAGGAGAGGGACUAUGACUCCCGCACGGCGCUCCACAUUGCUGCUGCAGAAGGCCACGAGGAAGCUGUAUUAUUCCUGAUCGAAAUUUGCAAAGUAAAUCCCAACAUGAAAGACAGAUGGGGCAACACACCCAUAGAUGACGCCAUGCAGUUUGGCCAUGACGUUAUUGUUUCAAUCCUGCAAAAGUACCAGUGUGUGUACAAUGACAGUGACUCACCGAACAACAUAGAGGAGCAGAAGACCACACUGGACACCAUGAAGAGCACUCUGUAAACGUGCAGGAUCACGAUGGUCUGUGAAGCAAAUCUAUUUUAUUUUGUAAAUGAGAGGCGUGAAAGGACCCAGGAUGAGUGAGGAAACGGAUGAAUGUGUGAGCUUUUGUUUUGAAUUUGGUGAAAGUGUUAGUAUCUUCCUUUUAAACUGUUAAAAUAUAUAUAUAUAUAUAUAUAUCUAUAUAUAUUUUGCAGGCUGAAGAUUUUGGUCAGUCAGUUAUUGUAUAGUAAUGUGUUGCAUAUGUAAAGAUAUAUUUCAGACGCCAUGAUAUGGCUUUUGUGUGUAAAGGCUGCUGAGAUGUAAAUAUCUAAUAUACUAUAUUUGUAACAUAUUGAAAAGUUUAAUGUUUGAGUUUAUUAUCCAUCCAUUUUCUGCUGCUUUGAGUUUGAGUUGAGUUUAUUAGUAGCUCUUUAAUCACAGAAAGUUGACAAAUCCUGUGGAAAAAGAUAUUCUUCCCCGAGCUACUUUCUUAGUCCGUCGACCUCAAGAGGUGGUGAUUUAGUUUACUUGGGUUGAUAAAACUAGAUGGACUGUUUGUGUCGUGCAGAAAGAUGCGUGUUUAGACCACUUCCCUGUUAUGGGCUUUAUAGGAAACAUGACAGGACUGGUCUUGCAUAUGCUUGUGAGCAUGUCCCCUCUAGUGUUCAGGUUUCUGAACGUUUUCAAUCAUUGCACUUUUAACUCUGUCACCAUCUGCUACCAUUUUUUUACCCACACACGUGCUUUUAAAACCUGUAGAAACCCAGUAUAAGACCUUAACCAGGCUUUGAAACCCGAGUGCCUUCAUGUAAACUAAAUUGUAAUAUAAUAAAUGUAAUAUUCUAAGCUUUCAUGAUCUCGAAUGACUGUAUUGAGUUUUCUUUCAUUAAAGCGAUGGAUCAUUCCUCCGAAAGAAUCAUUACGCUGUAAAUAAAAGAAAUGUAA